Messenger RNA from Triticum aestivum (bread wheat), 562 nucleotides. RefSeq lists its product as uncharacterized. The transcript has 4 exons. The coding region runs from base 69 to 497 and encodes 142 amino acids. The record is from RefSeq and is a predicted model, not a curated record. NCBI's taxonomy places the organism in Eukaryota, Viridiplantae, Streptophyta, Magnoliopsida, Poales, Poaceae.
CAACACCCCUCGGUAACAAUCUCGUUUUCUUAAAUCCAACCAUCCUCCCUCCCGCGUAGAGGAGAAAAAUGUCUCGUGAAGAGCCUGAACCUAAAAAUGUUGUAGCUAUAGGUCGUGAGCCUGAAGAGGGAUUAUUAUGCGGCUCAAUGGGGGUAGUGAGUGGAGAUCCUAUAACACGUCGCUGCAAAGACCUCAGGCUGCCCACUUGUGAAAUCAAGAAGGCUGGGAUUGGAGGCCCCCUUGUUAAUUUUGCGGAUGGAAAUUUUGUUGGCAUGAACUUCUAUGAUGGAAGAACUGACCAUACUCCUUUCCUGCCAAGGAGGUAUAUUUUGAAAGUUUUACAGAAAUUGGAGCUCCCUUCAUCAGGAAGUGACAGAGACCAAGGUGUCCAGAGAUUGGAUUCCUCGGAUGAUGGGACGAACUACGAUGACAGAUGGCAAGAUGGUACCAUAGUUUACUUGGAAGUGGAUAGGGGCCUGAUUCUGUAUUCAAGUUAAGUGGAAGGCAAUGCCCUGCAGUCCUCAUCGUUGUGGCUUCAGUUCAAGUGCUCCCUCUACUCAGC